Molecule: messenger RNA, 3208 nt
Organism: Arachis stenosperma
Lineage: Eukaryota; Viridiplantae; Streptophyta; Magnoliopsida; Fabales; Fabaceae
Product: protein LATE ELONGATED HYPOCOTYL-like
Exons: 9
Coding region: 601-2889 (762 amino acids)
Molecular function (GO): DNA binding
Source: RefSeq, a predicted model, not a curated record
ACACUCUGUUGCAAGCUUCAGCUUCAGUUUCAGUUUUUCUGUUUUGCAUUUUCUGAUAUAGUUUCUGUUUUCAGUUGAAGAGAAACCUCUCUUUCCUUCUCGGAUUUUCGAAUUUCGCAAAUUUUUUUUUUGCGAUUUUUUUGUUUUCGUUUUGGACUUUUCCGAUCUCCGAUUCGUUAUAGCCAGAAAUGAGUCCUCCGGCGAGUGUCCGGUGACGGUGAGCUAGCUCGAGUUGCAUGAUCGAUGUGCUGUUUCGUUGCUAUGGCUUUUUUAAGAGGGUGCUCUCACUUCACUCAACUCAGCUCGUUUCUGUUGAGCUGAAUUUCGAGUUGCUUUGGGAUUAAGAUUUUUUCCAAUUUUUUUCUCGGCAACCAAACAGGAGGUGUUGGAAAAUUUUGCAGUGGAUAGUGAAGUUUUGGCGCUCUCAAGUUCGUUUUGCAGAGAUAGAGUCAUCUUGUCAUCAUAUUCUCAUUAGUUUCACUACCACCACGGCUUUACUAUUCACUGUGUUGUUUCGUCUCACCAAUAAUGGAAGGAGGUUUUCCUAUUAUCCGCUACUCGUCAGGGAGGAUCUGAAGCAGCGCUAGCUGCUCACGUCCUAUGAUGGACGCGUACUCCUCUGGAGAGGAAGUGGUUAUUAAGACUAGGAAACCUUAUACAAUCACCAAGCAAAGAGAACGAUGGACAGAGGAGGAGCAUAACCGAUUUCUAGAAGCUUUGAAGCUCCAUGGGCGGGCAUGGCAGCGAAUAGAAGAGCAUAUUGGAACAAAAACUGCCGUGCAGAUCAGGAGCCAUGCGCAGAAGUUCUUUACAAAGUUGGAGAAAGAGGCCCAGGCAAAGGGUGUUCCAAUUGGACAAGCUCUUGACAUAGAAAUCCCCCCUCCACGACCCAAAAGAAAACCGAGCAAUCCUUAUCCUCGGAAGACCAGUGCUGGUGCCGCAUCAUUGCAUAGUGGAGCAAAGGAUGGAAAACUCAGUUCUCUUGAAUCUUCACAUGCUAAACAAGCACUGGACUUGGAAAAGGAACCUGUUCCAGAGAAACAUAAUGGAGACAAAGUGUCACAUGUAAAAGAAAAUAAGGAUGAGAACUGCUCUAAAGUAUUUGCUCUUCUCCAGGAGUUACCAUGUUCUUCGGUUUCUUCAGCAAACAAGAGUUCAAUAUCGUGGUCAGUGCCACUGCAAAAUUCAUGCGGCUUAAGGGAGAUUAUACCUUCAGUGAAAGAGGUAAUAGCGAAAGAUGGAACAAAUAAAUCUUUUGUUACUAUUGAACUUGAAAAUCGGAAGUUGGAGAUAGAUGAUGGGAAGCAGACUAAUGGAAACUCCAGUUUGGAGAAUUCUGAUACAGUGAAAUUGGUUCAAAAUGAAAAAACAGAUGGUCUUAACUGUGAACUAACCAUAGAUGGGAUACAAGGCAAUCAUAAUUAUCCGAGACAUGUUACUGUGCACGUUGUUGAUGGGAAACUCGGAACAAGUACUGCAAAUCCAUCCCAAGAUAUGGUGUUUCAAGAUUCUAUGUUUCAGCCACUAGGAGGGAUUAAUGGGCAACCUAAUCUUUUCACCAAUACAACCGCAUCAAACACGAGCGAGAGCCAAAACAACACAGAGAGAUCUUCUGUUCAUCAAUCAUUUCUUCCUUACCCUCCCUUCAUACAAAAUAAUCAAGGCGAUUACCAAUCAUUUCUUCAAAUGUCUUCCACAUUUUCAAGUCUUAUUGUGUCUACCUUGCUGCAAAACCCAGCAGCACAUGCUGCCGCAAGUUUUGCAGCUACUUUCUGGCCCUGUGCAAAUUCAGAAGCUUCAGCAGAUUCUCCUACGUGCUCUCAAGGAGGUUUUCCACCCAGACAUAAUGGCUCUCCUCCAAGUGUGGCGGCUAUUGCAGCCGCCACUGUAGCUGCUGCAACUGCAUGGUGGGCUGCCCAUGGACUGCUUCCUCUGUGUGCUCCACUCCAUACUGCUUUUGCUUGUCCUCCAACAUCAAUGCCGGCAGUUCCAUCAAUGAAUACUGGUGAAGCACCAGCACCAGCACCGGUACAAGAACCGGCACCAAUACCAACAUCAGAGACGGAACAAGAGAAGAAUAGUCUGCAAAAUCCUCCUCAGCAGGACCAGACACUUGAUCCUGUAUGCUCGGAAGCUCAACAAGCACAACAGUCACCUUCUAAGUCCCCAGUUGAUAUCUCAUCAGAUUCCGAGGAGAGUGGAGAUGCCAAGUUACAUCCUUCGCCGUCCAAGGCUACUGAUCAAGAGUUGAACAAAGAAAUAUCCGAGCACAUUGAUUCCAACAAAGCAAAAGGUAGAAAACCAGUUGACCGAUCCUCAUGUGGUUCCAACACAACCUCUAGCAGCGAAUUGGAGACUGAUGCAUUAGAGAAGGAUGAGCAAGGGAAGGAAGAGCCUGAAACAGCUGAUGCUAACAAUUUAGCCAUUGACUCUAGUAAUCGUCGUAGUAGAAGUGUUAGCAACCUUACUGAUUCUUGGAAAGAGGUCUCCGAGGAGGGGCGACUGGCCUUUCAGGCUCUCUUUGCCAGAGAGGUGUUGCCACAAAGCUUUUCGCCUCCGCCCGAUUUGCUAAACAAGGAUCAGGAAAUGGACAGCAUCAAGGAUAACAAGCAAACCACAGAUAUCAAGGAUGAAGGCCAAGACAGCAAGAAAUGCAGUUCUAUUUUCGAGGGUAUUCAGAAAAUGAUGCCAUGUAUAGAGAAUAAUGAGGAAGAGGGACUGCUAACCAUAGGACUUGGACAAGGAAAGCUCAAGACUCGUCGGACUGGCUUCAAACCUUACAAAAGAUGUUCAAUGGAGGCCAAGGAGAACAGGGUUGGAAGCACAGGGAACCAAGGUGAAGAGCAAGGGUCAAAGAGAAUACGCUUAGAAGGGGAGGCUUCAACUUGAUGAGGUUUGAUUAUGAUCCUAUGCAUGCUAUGCAAUAGAACGUAAAAGGCUCUAUACACCUUUGGUUAUUGCAUGAUCAUAAUUUCUUAAUCCUGCUCAGUUAUGGUGUACCUAUUGUUUGUUUUCUAAUUCUGCAUCUUCACGAAACUUAUCGUGUAGAUGUGUGUACCAUAUUAAAUUACUACAUGCUUUCUUUUACUACCUUGGACAGAUGAUGAUGUUACUGCUGCUAAAAUCUCCCCUAAAUAGACUUCGACAAGAUACAUUAAGUAUUACUUGAGCAUUGAUGAACAUUAAGUAAUUUAUGAUCCUUCAUUCA